UUCCUGUGCUUUUUACCUUGUUCUUUUCCCGUCCCCCACAAACUGCCAUGCGAUUCUCAUCCUGGUAUAAGAACGUUUCAUAGGACUCUUCUUUCGACACCAACAUCACCCACUAGCAAAAAUGAAGAAUCAGAGUUUGCUAAGAUGGAUUUCUCUCACCCUUACAAUUUUCAUCCUCCUCACCACCCAAAGCCAAUCCCAUGCAACAACACAAACGCAACCCAUUGUAGAUAACCCCACAAUCGAUAGCUUCAUCAACAGAACUCUCCAAUGGAGAAGAAGUACCCAUCAGAUGUCGAAAUCACAUGGAAACAUGAAGUUAUCAACCUCUUCAGUGGUAGCAGGAGUGUUGAGCUUCAUGGCUGCCUCCAUAUCCAGUGCGGGAGGUGUCGGUGGUGGAGGGUUGUUCAUUCCCAUUCUCACGAUUCUAGGUUGUGUAGACCUCAAAACCGCCACGAGUUUCUCGGCUUUAAUGGUCACGGGAGGAUCGAUUGCGAAUGUUAUGUAUAACUUGCUAGCCAAAAGCGCCAAGUCGGGGGGUAAGACGUUGAUUGACUAUGAUAUAGCACUUUUGUCGGAGCCAUGCAUGUUAUUAGGCGUAAGUGUGGGAGUAGUCUGCAACCUUGUGUUACCAGAGUGGCUGAUCACCAUUAUGUUUGCCAUUUUUCUUGUUUGGUCUACGAUUAAGACUUGUAGUACCGGGGUCGAGUUUUGGAAACUGGAAUCGGGUCGACAUCUAGGAACUAGAAACGGGUAUGGCAACUUGGAAAAUGGUGAAAGUGGGGAAGCUAAGAGUCUAGAAGAACCUUUGGUUUCCAUGGAAAGGAAAGAAAGUCAUAGGUUUCCAUGGAAGAUGGUGCUCUUGAUUAUGAUCUGGUUUUCCUUCUUUAUCAUCAAUCUCCUUCGUGGGAGUCGCUAUGGGCAGGGUGUCAUACCACUGAAGCCUUGUGGAAUAGAAUAUUGGGCUCUCUCACUGUUUCAAAUCCCUCUCGCCUUAACUUUUACUGCAUGGAUCCUUCGUAAACAAGAGCCCAUUGCAUGCCAAGCUCCAAAUAAGCAGGGGGUUAAGAAGCUAAUUUUCCCCUUAAUGGCUCUAAUGGCUGGAGGCUUGGGUGGUCUUUUUGGAAUUGGAGGGGGAAUGCUUAUAAGCCCGCUUCUACUUCAAGUUGGUCUAGCCCCUGAGGCAAGUAUGCCGGUCACUUGUCCCAGUUUUAACCAUUAUAGAGUUACAUAGUCUUAUCUAUGACAAAAGCCAAAAACCAAUGAUUUUAGCCAUUUGCUACAGGUAACUGCAGCUACUUGUUCUUUCAUGGUUUUCUUCUCAUCCACAAUGUCAGCAUUCCAGUACUUAUUGUUGGGCAUGGACCACAUUGGCACUGCCCUUGUGUUCUCCGUCAUUUGUUUUGUCGCAUCGCUUCUUGGAUUGGUGGUGGUGCAGAAGACCAUAAAACGGCUCGGAAGGGCUUCCCUAAUCGUGUUCUCGGUUGGUGUAGUGAUGGCUCUGAGUGCCAUUUUGAUGACUAGCUAUGGAGCUCUUGAUGUUUGGGACGACUACUCAUCAGGAAAUUAUAUGGGAUUCAAACUACCUUGUUAAAAUCAAAAUUUGUGAACUUUGUUUAA
Hibiscus syriacus is the source of this 1620-nucleotide messenger RNA. RefSeq names its product sulfite exporter TauE/SafE family protein 5-like. Gene Ontology annotation, cellular component: membrane; Cul4A-RING E3 ubiquitin ligase complex. NCBI's taxonomy places the organism in Eukaryota, Viridiplantae, Streptophyta, Magnoliopsida, Malvales, Malvaceae. The transcript is spliced from 3 exons. Gene Ontology annotation, biological process: protein ubiquitination. The record is from RefSeq and is a predicted model, not a curated record. Bases 122 to 1234 code for a protein of 370 amino acids.